AUGGCUGGGCUACAGGAAGAUCCUCUAGGAGAUCUAAGGGUACUCUUCAGUGGCUGGCUUCAAGAUGAGGCCGUUUUGGCAACUCAAAAGGGAUCGAAGGCGGCGUUCCAGUAUCAUAAAGCCAUGGAUUCUGUGAGAUCACACGCAUCGGAAAUCAAAGAUCUUAAAAGUUUACGUAAUAUCAAAUAUGUUGGAGAUAGAACCAUCAAGCAAUUGUUGGAAAAGCUUCGUAACCAUUGUGUAGAGAAAGGCUUGGAGUUCCCCAAGGCGUUUGAAUCGAAGCGGAAGGCAAAUGCUGAGGAUGUAGAUGAGAAUACAAAUGGAAAGGAUGGAGUCAGCACCGCGUCUAUGCCACCCACAAAAAAGAGGAAAAAAAGAGCCUAUAUCCCAGCAAGACGGUCUGGUGGAUAUUCGAUCUUACUUGCAUUGUACACCAAGGAUCUGGAGAGAAAUGGGUUAACUCAAGAGGAGAUUAUUAAACAUGCAACACCAUAUUGUGAUCGUUCAUUCAAGGCAAAUCCAGCUGCAAAUCAAUUCUAUUCAGCAUGGAAUUCAGUGAAACAAUUGGAAAAACAUGAUUUAUUGAAAUGUAAUGGGAGACCCAAACGAUAUUAUUUAACAGAUGAAGGGUUAGCCUUGGCGGGGCAAUUAAAAGUUGCAGAAGGAAUAGAGAGUCCGAGUAUAGAGGACUCCCAUAGUGUAGAUAUAACCUUGGAUAAUCUGUUGAUGGUUAGUUCUCCAAUUCAACAAAACCGGCAACCAAGUGAGUUUGUAGCACCUCCACUUGAACAUCUCCAUGAUCCGUCAAAUAAGACGUAUUCUGGUGUCAAGUAUGAAUUGUGGGGGGCCACUGAUUAUGAUAUUGUUCUUGUAAUCGACACCAGAGAAGUAAGAUCACAAACUGAACGAGAUUUCUUUCAAAAACGAUUAGAAGCACUUGGUGUUACUUGCGAAGUAGAGGCUCUUUCCGUUGGUGAUGGAGUUUGGUUGGCUAGACAUAAACAAACGGGGAGACAGGUUGUACUUAACUAUAUCUUCGAACGUAAACGUAUUGAUGAUUUGGCAUUUUCUAUCAGAGAUGGAAGGUUCCAAGAACAGAAAGUACGACUUAAAAUGGCUGCUAUGAAGCAUGUCUACUAUAUUGUGGAAGAAGCGUCUGGUAUCGAUCAGAUGGCAGUUCCUGGAGAACUGAUACAAACCGCUAUUUCCAUGACCAUGACAGCUUCACAAUUCUAUCUUCGGAAAUUCAAGACAAUUGAAGAAACAAUUUCCUUUUUGGCAAGUGUCACAGAGGUGAUCAAAGAGCAACACGAAUCGAGGCAUAAAUUACUUGUGUUGAAACCUACAACGUUGAAAAACCAAGCCGAUUACGAGCCAAUUAUCAAACUUUUCCGGGAUAAGUUUGAAUCGGGGCAAUUACCCAAAUAUGAAUGUGUAUAUCCAUUCGAGACCUUCAAAGUCAUGAUGGCCAAAUCCAUGACUACUGUGGGCGAAACGUUCAUGCUGAUGCUUAUGUGUAUUCGUGGAGUUUCUUUAGAUAAGGCCAUCACCAUUCAGAAGCAUUUUGGUACUCCUCUAAGGUUAUUGGAUUAUUUCGAAGAUCACAAGCAUUUGGAUAUAAAGGAAAAAAAAUUACUAUUAACAAACUUAUUCAAGGAUCAAGUUGGGAAUAAAAAAAUUGGUCCUGUGGUAUCUGAAAGAAUUUACGAGAUGUGGGGCUACAAGAUAUAA
[Candida] anglica is the source of this 1731-nucleotide messenger RNA. NCBI's taxonomy places the organism in Eukaryota, Fungi, Ascomycota, Pichiomycetes, Serinales, Debaryomycetaceae. The record is from the annotation of a GenBank genome assembly.